GAGAGGGGCGGGGAUAGAUAGAUGUGAGGAAAAUAAAUAAAUUAAUAAGUGAGAGGAAGCGAAUCAAGUAAAAAAAAAAAAAACGCCACCAUCCCCCGAUCCCGUUUGAAAUACUGUCGGUGGUUGGUUUGAAUUGGUGGCUCCUGGAAGGACACGAUCUGUGGGGAUAAACUAAAGUGUUGUAGAUGGGGGAUGCUGCAAACCAGGGACCCUAUCCGUCUCUCCAUCCAAGCUCACCACAAAACGGGUCGCAGUGAGGAGGAUUAGGAAGGUGGAGGAUAAUCGAGCAUCACUGGAGGACCAGGGAACACUCUCCACAUAUGAACGUCCGUUAGAAUACAGUAAGCAUACAGCACAGCCUGCACGGAAACAUAAGACAGUAGGAUAGAUUUUUUUUGAGUAUGCUGUGAAAAAAUAUUCCAAAUCAGCCUUUUCUGUUUUUCCCAAACGGGGUUACCACGAAGGAAAUUUAACAUGCCUGAUUUCCUACUACAACCAGCCGAUGAUUGUUCCAGAAGGACAUGAGCAAUUCGUCACAAAACAUUCCCUUAUUGCGAUCGUAUAGAGAUACCCUCUUUCUAAUGAUACCUGGGACACUCUGGGUCAAGUCAACCUAAUUAAAGCGACGGUUAAUAUUACACGCCGUAAAGAUAGAAACUAGUUCAUUCAGGUCUUAUGUUUGUUUUUCUUUUUCAAGCCUAUUAUAUAGUAUUAAGUACAUAGUAUAUAGUAUACAUAGUAGUAGGCCUGCCUCUCUCAGUGGGUACGUGGAGGGAACCUGGGAGGACGUUCUUUGGGGGGGGUGGGGGGGGAGCGUAUUUGACGUUGCUUCUCGAGGUUCGUAACGCCGGGGAGAGAAGAUGUCGGGCCAGACACUGACCGACCGCAUUGCCGCGGCCCAGUACACGUUGACGGGCUCCGACGUGUGCCGAGCUGUAUGCAAGGCUACCACACACGAACAGACUGCACCAAAAAAGAAGCACCUGGAAUGUCUGAUCCAGGCCACCCAGGAGAACACAGUCAUUGUGCCCACAAUGGCGGACACGCUGUUGGAGAGGGUGGGCAAUGCCAGCUGGGUGGUGGUCUUCAAAGCUCUGAUCACCACCCACCACCUUAUGGUGCACGGCAACGAGAGGUUUCUCCAGUUCCUGGCCUCCAGAAACACCCUCUUCAACCUCAGCAACUUCCUGGAUAAAACUGGUUCACAUGGCUAUGACAUGUCCACGUUUAUCAGGCGCUACAGCCGCUAUCUCAACGAGAAGGCCUUCGCCUACAGACAGAUGUCCUUCGACUUCGGCCGAGUGAAGAAGGGUGCGGACGGAGCCAUGAGGACCAUGUCCGUGGAGAAGCUGCUGAAAGGGAUGCCCACCCUGCAGAGCCAGAUAGACGCGCUGAUGGAGUUUGACGUCCAGCCAAAAGAUAUGAACAACGCGGUGAUCAACUGCUGCUUUCUGAUGCUCUUCAAAGAUCUGAUCAAGCUGUACGCCUGCUACAACGAUGGCAUCAUCAACCUCCUAGAGAAAUUCUUCCAGAUGAAGAGAAGUCAGUGCAAAGACGGUCUUGAGAUCUACAAGAGGUUCCUCACGCGAAUGACCCGUGUCUCAGAGUUCUUCAAAGUCGCACAGCAAAUGGGAAUUGACAAGAACGACAUACCGGAGCACACUCAGGCCCCACAGAGUCUUCUGGAGUCCUUGGAGACUCAUCUCAACACUCUGGAGGGCAAGAAGCCAGAGGACAAGUCACCAAACAAGGAUUCCACAGAGAACAACGGCACGCCGAUGGCUGCUGCUGCUACACCUACAGCCACAGCUCCACCCAGACCCGUGGCAGCAGCGGCUGCAGCUGCUGCUGCCGCUGCUGCUUCAGCGGCGGGCCCACCCGCCUCCGGUGGCCCGCCGGCCCGCCCCGGACCCCCCCCGCGACCCGGCCACCGACCAGCCGUGACUCCCACUGCCCCCCCUCCAGCCCUGGCCCCGACCAGCAGCAAUGCCCUGGAUGAUGGCUUCCUGCUGGACCUGGAUCCCAUGUCCUCCUCAGCAGCAGGGGGCGCUGCGGCUGGCUCCUCUACUACAGCCUGGGGAGAUCUCCUGGCAGGGGCCACUCCGGCGGCUGUUUCUGACGGUGCAUCUGACGGAGAUGCUACCACCACCCCCGCCGCCACUACCACCCCCUCCACCACCACCACCACCACCUCCUCCUCCACCUCCGCAGGGGCUGUAGCUGCCGCCGCCGCUCCUGCUACUCCUGCCAAGACAGCCCCUCCCACUGCACUAGCCCCGCCCACUCCGGCCACCCUGCCCCCGCCAGCCUCUGCCACCUCUGACAUGGACCUGUUUGGAGAUGCAUUUGCUCCCUCCCCAGGAGAUGGUCCUGCAGCUGCGGCCGCCGGUCCUGCUGCCGAUGCCUUCGGUGGAUCUGACCCCUUCGCCACGACCGAGGGCAGUGCCAGCAUGGCCCCAGAGAUGGACCUGUUCGCCAUGAGGCCUUCGGACCCCCCGUCCGCGGAGACCCCCGCCACGCCCACCGCCGUCGCCACCGUGGUCGUCACCCCCGCCCCCAGUGAGGCGCCGGCCCCCGCAGCGGCCUCCACCCCUUCUUUAUCUUCUUCUUCUUCCUCCUCUACCACCACCUCCACCACCACCACCACCACCACCACCACCACCACCGCUAGUCACAACACCACCACAGAGUCUGCAGCAGCACCCGCUCUAGAUAUCUUUGGUGAUAUGUUUGAUUCUAUGCCUGAGCAAAGCCCGAGCGCUGAAUCCAAAGCUGCUACCACACCUAGCGUAGACCUGUUUGGUUCAGACCUCCCUGCCGUGUCUCGCGGGCCUUCUCCUCUGCCCGAGGAGCCCGCUCUGGCUGGGGACAUCGUGACGGAUACCUUCUCCUCCUCCUCCUCUCCUACUACUGCUGCAGCUCCUGCAGCCUCUCCUGCUCCAGCUCCACUGCCAGACGUCCCCUCUCCACCCAAAGCAGAGCCAGCAGCCGUCAUUGACUUGCUGGAUGACUUCAGCGGUCCCAGCGACGCAGCACCCAGCUCAGCACCCACUGGCCCUGUGGAAGCUGUGGACCUGCUGGGAGGACUGAUCUCCCCCAGUCUGGCGCCAACAGCUGCCCCGGCCCUGACCCUAGCCCCGGCCCUGGCUCCGGCCAUGGCUCCGGCCCUGGCCCCCCUCCAGAACGACCUCCUGGAGUCUGGUUUUGAGGCCCUGGGCUCCUUGCCUUCCCCCACGCCCCCGAUGCCAGCUUCAGUUCCCGUGGUGCCCAUCAUGGUACCGGCAGCUACCAUGGAGCCCACGAUGGCUCCAGCGCCCUCUGGUGGCUUUGAUGCUUCGAUGUUUGGUGGAAUAGGUGACCUGCUGAUGCCCGCCAUAACACCCCAGAGCACCGGGGGCAGCACCGGGGGUGGGAGCGUGUCAGGCAGCCUCGGGACCCCCGUCUCGGGCAUGGGCAUGGGCAUGGGCAUGGGCAUGGGCAUGGGCAUGGCGGCGGCCCCCCCACCGACGCCUCCACCUACUAAAACCAUCGUAGGGGACCUGGACUCGUCCCUGGCCAACCUCGUGGGAGACCUCGGAAUGAAGAAAAGGGACCCAAACAGUGAGAAGAAACUCACAGGAGGGGCCAACUGGACCCCCAAGGUAGCCCCUUCCAGCUGGGGUACACCUGCAGCCCCGUUGGCCGGUGCCACCUCUGCAGCGCCCCCUGCUGGAGCCAGGGGGCCACCGCUUGGCUCACAGUCUGGUUAUGGCAUGCCCAUGAUGGGUCAGCCGAUGAUGGGCCAGCCCAUGAUGAGACCACCCUUCACUGGCAUGGCCUCGGCACCAGGGGCUCCGCAGAUUUCUCAAGGACCUGCCGGCCAAAGUCCCAAGAAACCCAAGGACCCUCUGGCAGAACUGGACCUCAAAGACUUCUUAUAAAGCCUCAGAUACUGCUGUUUGGGGAGCAGACUGAGCUCUCAUCCCGUUUGCCGGAUGUCGCCGUUAAUCCCAAGAUACCAGAGACCCCCCCCAACAUCCCCUUUAGCUUCUUAAAACCCCUUUUCUUCAUCCCCGGCCCGGUAUCCCCCUGACCCCAGCCCUACCCCUCCCUCAUUCCAGUGUGAUGUCGUAGCACAAAAUGUGAAAGUGAACACUAGCGGUUUAUCUAUAUAUAAAAGAUGGAGAAAAAAAAUACUAAACUACAAGCGUGUGCUUAUGUCAAUGUAAUAAUCCUUGGUCUAAGCCAAAGCUGAGAAAACACAGAAAAAAUAUAUACAAAAGUAACUGAGAGAAGGUUAAGGAGUGUGUGUUUUCUGAUUCUUCGUUACCAGUGUUUGCCGUUUGAAUUUGGUUCGGAUGUGCGUCAUGUGUCCUAAACCCCACCCAUAAUCCCGUCUAACUCUGCGUACUUUGCGAAUGUGAGGGCAACUCUUUUCCUUUUCCUGCUCUUCUUGGGCAAUGGUAAAAAAAAAGAAAAAAAAAACUCACAUUAGUUUGGAAACAAACAGAAGAACAGACCAACAAACAAAACGUGUAGUGUGUCGUUUACAAAAGGGUCUUUUUUGAUGUACAUACAUUUCUCUGACAAAUGUAAGGAUUGUGUCUGUAUUCUGUAUGUCUGUGGAGAAGAAAUAUACAUGUGAUCCGAUAGGAAUUUAUGAAAUCUUGUGAGAAUUAUCUGAUUUUCUGUCAUUGUUUGGGAGAAUUAAGUGACAAAUAUAAAUCCUGAUAGAUGGUAUCUGUAUAGUAAGAAACAUUUAUGGGCUUCUAAAGCUAAUUGUACAAGAUAAUUGUAUGUUUCAUCCAUUUGUUAUUUUUCAUCCACAGCCUUUAAAAUGUUUCGGUCAAUAUUGUGCUCCAUGAUUUGUCGUGUCUUUUUUUUAGUAUCACAUAUUGUUAAUAUUCACUAACAUUGGUAUUUAUCCUCAACAUAUUUCCUCAACAUAUUAUCUCUUCAAAACAAUAUAGAAUAACUCAUUCACGCCGGUCAAUUGGAUCACGGUUGCCAUGUGAACAACUGACCCGUGUGACUCAUCUACACUCACACACAACUUGCCAUUUUUGAUACUGUCCAUGACAUUGUUUUUGUUUUAUCCAUAACCAUUGUAUGUGCUUUAAAGAAAAAUGGCUCUUAACUGGUCAUGGUGCGUGUGAUUGGAUGCGUUGAAGAAAGGACACAGCAGAUUGAUGAGCCAUCAGGUACCCCUUUCCUUUUCUACAUGUUUCUUUGAACCCCCUGGUCCUGCUUCUGUCCAGCCGUCGUCAGUAACAGUGAACCAGUGAAACGCUGUGUAUUGUGGGACUCUUCGGGAGGGGGUAGGGGCUUCAAACGAAUCAUUCUCAUGCACAGUGUGUCCUAGUUCCAUGAACUUUUCAACUAGACCCAACUUUGUUCUUGGCGUUGACCUGUGUUUGAAUGGCUGUGUAUUACCAGCGAGUACCAAGUCCUGUGGUGUAUACCUCUUUAUAUACCCCCGUUAAUAUAAACAUUUGUGUGCGUAUUGUUGUGUAACUUCAAUGGACCAUUUUAGCAACUGGUGGGAAGACAAUUGGAUGACUAAAUGGUGGGAUGAAAAAAUGCUAUUUUUAUGUUGUUUCAUUUUGUUUAUUUUAUUUACGAUGGCCCUACCCAGUGCAUGUAAGCCCUAUGAAAUGCAAUAAACCCGAUGACGGAACAAACUGCC
This is a messenger RNA of Gadus morhua (Atlantic cod), 5665 nucleotides long. It is a transcript of the gene snap91a, whose product is annotated as synaptosome associated protein 91a. Lineage: Eukaryota; Metazoa; Chordata; Actinopteri; Gadiformes; Gadidae. Gene Ontology annotation, cellular component: clathrin-coated vesicle; synaptic vesicle; clathrin-coated pit. The transcript is spliced from 29 exons. The record is from RefSeq and is a predicted model, not a curated record. Gene Ontology annotation, biological process: clathrin coat assembly; clathrin-dependent endocytosis; synaptic vesicle budding from presynaptic endocytic zone membrane. Gene Ontology annotation, molecular function: 1-phosphatidylinositol binding; SNARE binding; clathrin heavy chain binding. The coding region runs from base 861 to 3920 and encodes 1019 amino acids.